AUGUUUGCUGUGCCGGGAUGGUCGGUCUCUGUGGCCGAAUUGAAGCCACAGACAGAGCAAGAAACUCCUGCUUCACAUACUCCCGCGGCUGACAAUAGGCCUGACAAUACUUCGCGGUCCAAGAAGCGGAAGCGGAAGCAUGGCACGGAGGACAAGGUUACGAAAGCGAAUGUGGAUGAGAUGUGGAGAAGGCAUAUUGAAGGCCAGGACACAAAGGAAAGAAGUGCUGUCGGAACAAAAUCCAGAAAGCAGAAAAAGAAGGAAAAGAAAUUGGAGAAUACAAAGCGCGAUACCGAGAACUACACUGCUCAAGCCGAUGCACCGAGCACCGAACGCAGAGAUGGGAAGUCGAAGUCCACGAGGCUUAAUGGUGAUGAAAUUGCCGAUGAAGCCUCAGAGCUUCCUCGAAAGAAACGAAAACAGACCGAGCGGGUGGAAAAUUCCAUGAACGCCAAAAACAAACCGUCUACUUCUGUCGCAAGUCUGCCCCCCUCGACGUCAGAAUCUAACUUGACGCCUUUGCAAAAGGCCAUGCGAGAUAAAUUGGUAUCCGCGCGGUUCCGUCACCUCAAUGAAACACUCUAUACAACUCCCUCGACCCAGGCGCUAGAGCUCUUCACCGCGAACCCAGAACUUUUCUCUGAGUACCAUGCUGGAUUUUCACGUCAGGUGAAAGAAUCCUGGCCAUCAAAUCCCGUGGACGAUUAUAUCCUCUCCGUGAGAACCAGAGGGCCUAUCCGACCUCCGUCCAAGGGACAUAAGAAGCCCGAAAGGCCUGGAGGGCCAACUCCACUGCCAAGGCGCCCAAAUGGCCUAUGCACUAUCGCGGACCUGGGCUGCGGCGAUGCGCAAUUUUCGCGUGCACUUACCCCUGUGUCGAAAAAAAUGAAGAUGAAGAUACUUAGCUAUGACCUUCACGAAGGUGACCCUCUUAUUACGAAAGCGGAUAUCUCAUCCCUCCCGCUUGAGGAUGGCACAGUCGAUGUCACAAUUUUCUGCCUCAGUUUAAUGGGGACGAAUUGGGUGUCUUUCGUCGAAGAGGCCUGGAGAGUUCUGAGGGGAGACGGCAAGGGUGAAUGCUGGGUCAGUGAGGUCAAGAGUCGGUUUGGAAAAGUGACCAAGAAGAGUAAACAGGCUUCUAAGCCUCCUGCAUGGAGUAAAAAUAAGACGAAGAAGAGGCGCAAGGAGACAGACGACGAUGAGGACGAUGUUGGCGAUGAAAUAUUUGCCGAAGACGUGCGUGCAAACCCAAAUGAUGACGAUGAAACUGACAUAUCUGCGUUUGUGGAAGUGUUCAGGACAAGAGGUUUUAUUUUGAAGCCGCAGUCAGUGGAUAAGUCAAAUAAGAUGUUUGUCAAAAUGGAGUUUGUCAAGCAUGGAGUGCCGACAAAGGGGAAAUGGGCUGGCGGGGGGGGUGCAGGGAAAGCGGCUAAGAAGAGGUUUCUUGAGCCUGAAGAUAGCACGCUAACUCCGGAGGAAGAAGCUAAGGUGUUGAAACCGUGUGUUUACAAGAUCAGGUAG
Messenger RNA from Coccidioides posadasii C735 delta SOWgp, 1521 nucleotides. It is a transcript of the gene RRP8, whose product is annotated as rRNA processing protein RRP8. The record is from RefSeq and is a predicted model, not a curated record. Gene Ontology annotation, cellular component: nucleolus. Gene Ontology annotation, biological process: ribosomal large subunit biogenesis; rRNA methylation. Lineage: Eukaryota; Fungi; Ascomycota; Eurotiomycetes; Onygenales; Onygenaceae. Gene Ontology annotation, molecular function: rRNA (adenine) methyltransferase activity.